This is a messenger RNA of Symbiodinium necroappetens, 2305 nucleotides long. The record is from the annotation of a GenBank genome assembly. NCBI's taxonomy places the organism in Eukaryota, Dinophyceae, Suessiales, Symbiodiniaceae.
GUUUGUGAAGCUGGUGCGAAAAUGCCGAGACUUUGAACGUGGAGCUUCUGUGGCUGCUUUCAAUGCCGCAGAUACGAGGAAUGCAGGGCUGCUCGACGACCAUGCUGCAGCCCUUGCUUUACAGCAGCUGGGGUUCGAGGGGGUCAAACUGCCAGAGAAUUCGCGGGUUAGCAUGGAUCUCAACGACUUCUUGCUAUUGGUGGCACGCCUGGAGAAGGAGAGACUGCGGUGCUUGCGCACAUACUUCAACUUCUCGCCGACAGAGCUUGGAAACUUGAGGAUGGAAUUCGACCGGGUUGCUAAGGACGGCUCAAGUGAGCUGAAGAGGCACGAGCUGCCGCGCCUCGUGGAGGUGCUCUUCCCGGUCUAUGCGCACUCUCCGGAGUUCCGCCCGAUCCUGGUCCGACUACUGAAAGAGGUGAAGCUCGACGAGAGGCAAGCGGUCAAGUACAUGGAUUUCCUGCAGCUGAUCCGCACAAUCCGGGAUGAGACGGAGAAGCACCAGUGUCUGGUCUAUGCAGAGACCAUACGGCGCCUGGAGUUUAGCUUUCGCGAAGCAUCCGAGUUUCUGUCCGUUUUUCUGUCCGCUUCCGAAGAAGCCCAGCGAAAGUUAUCAAGUGAAGACCUCGUCACGUUGUUCCAGCAAUGUUUCGACAUUUCAGAACGCGAGUGCCACCAGCUGCAUGAAUGCUUUCUGCUCAGCGCAAAGCCUGUCCCAUCGAAGAGCCGCAGUGCGGCACCCACGCAGUCGUGCAGCUUCACUUUGAAGAGACCUGAAGAAUCGCAGAGCUUUACCCCGACCAUGGGAUUCCAGGGACCAAAGUCGUCAGAGGAGACCGGUGUGGACUUUUUGGAUUUCCUCGAAAUCAUGCGCAGAGUCAUCGAAGCUGGACUUGGAGGUGCGCUGCUGCACAAAGGCAGCUUCAGAGCGCUCCGGGAGGACUUCGGAGCAUUGAUCUUGAUGAACCAGAGGUGCCUGUACCUGGAAACCUCACGACUAGGAGGUAUCGAGUCUUCCUUGCCCGCUAUGUCGGCCUUUCUGCCAGAGUGCGCUGCUCUUGUUGCCGCGCAUCCAAUGCGCGCCGAGGUGGUUUGCUGGUCGUCCUGCCAUGGGUACUUACUGGCUUCGAUAUUCUGCUUGCUUUGCCUACGCUUCUACAUCUGGGGGCUGCGGUACAGUGGUGCUCUUUUGUUCGGCCUGGCCGUUUGCUCCAAGGCCUCUGCAGUCACUUUUCCGUGUGCCCUUUUUGCCUGGGAGCUCCUGUUUGACGAAGAUCCGAUGGUUUUGGCGGCUGCGAGGGCGGCCGCGAACCUCUGGCCUUAUGUGCCUCAAGCAGUUGGUGCCGCGGUGAUGGCCGUGGUGGCCGCAAGUGGCGCGCAUGCAGACGCUCGGCCACUGAACAGCCUGGAGACAGUGCUCCGGGCCUCGUAUGCGCCUUGUUUCUACCUUUGGAAAACGUUUGCCCCUCCGUGGACAUGGACUACGCCCCGCUAUGACUUGCCGGAGAAGCUUGAACUUGCCGACUUUCAAUUUGCAUCGGCCUUGGCGUUCCUGGCAGCGACGUUGGUCUUCAUCGCAUGCUUCGCAGCUCUCGAGGCUCUAGGGGCCAGAAGCUGGAGCUGCCGUGCACUAUGCCUGGCUUGGGCAACCUACCUUGCAUUGCUGCUUCCGUCACUGGGCUUCGUGUCAACCCAUAUUUGGGCCUUGGCCGCGGACAGAUACGUGUACUUGCCGACCCUCUGCAUCCUCAUGCCGUGCACAGCGGCCGUGCUCCAAAGUUUGUGCGAGGGACGCGCGUGGAAGUGCAGGGCUUUGCCGGUGGCCUUGGGGAUCGUGUACCUCCUCUCUUGUGCUUGGCGUGCCAAUGAGGUUGCAUGUCACUGGGCUUCCGGGUCCUCAUCUCUUUUCGAGGCUAUCCUGCACGAGCAGCCCAACCAGUUCAACACGUUGAAGGACUUUGGAACUCUUGAGCUCAAGCGUGGCAAGCUGCAGAAAGCCAAAGCUCUGCUUUCUCAUGCCCUGCGGAUUCGACCAGAUCACAGCGGCCUGCUCUUGAAUAUCGCAACCCUGCUGCAUCAGUCCAAAGAAACGGCUGAGGCAGAGGCGAUGUACCGGAGGGCCUGUGCGUCGGCCAAGGCCGCUGUGGAACGAUGCCAAGGGUGCCAGCCGGCAGCGACGGAGCUAGCAAAAGCUCAUGCUAACUAUGGUGGACUGCUUCUACAGUCCGGACGGCAUGUGGAUGCCGCAAAGUUGCUGGAGGCCGGUCAGCCGUGGGAUGGUGCAGUGGACUCCGCGGAUGGCUGA